UUCUUGCGGUUUGUUCCUCUCUAUGGCUCCUCCUCUAAGCUCUUCCGUGUCAGCUGGUAACCUUGGUAACGGACAACUUCCGAUAAGCGAGACCUGGGAGUAGAGCGAUGGCGGAGCCGACACUUGGAGCCGAGCUGGCUUCACCAUUCCCAAUAGCUACAGAACCUCAGAAACCCCGCCCAAGAAAAGUGCCAGAGCUGCCAAUCUUGGAGAGAAGGAACUGGCUGAUACACCUGCACUAUAUCCGCAAAGAUUAUGAUGCAUGUAAGAUUGCUAUCAAAGAGCAACUCCACGAGACUCAGGGAAUGUGUGAAUAUGCAGUCUAUGUUCAAGCCUUGAUACUUCGUUUAGAAGGGAAGAUUCAAGAAUCCCUAGAACUUUUUCAGACAUGUUCCAUUCUAAAUCCUCAGAGUGCUGACAACCUCAAACAGGUGGCGCGAUCAUUGUUUCUGUUGGGGAAACACAAAGCAGCUAUUGAAGUAUACAAUGAAGCAGCUAAACUCAACCAGAAGGAUUGGGAGAUCUGCCACAACCUGGGCGUGUGCUACAUGUACCUGAAGCAUUUCAACAAGGCGAAAGACCAGCUGAAUGAUGCCUUGCAGCUCAACAAGCAUGAUCUGACAUACAUGAUGCUGGGAAAAAUUCACCUGCUGCAAGGGGAGACCGACAAAGCCAUCGAAGUCUAUAAGAAAGCAGUGGAGUUUUCUCCAGAAAACACAGAGCUCCUUACGACCCUGGGUUUACUCUAUUUGCAGCUUGGGGUUUAUCAGAAGGCAUUUGAACAUCUUGGAAAUGCACUUACAUAUGAUCCCACCAAUUAUAAGGCUAUCUUGGCAGCUGGCAGUAUGAUGCAGACUCACGGUGAUUUUGAUGUAGCCCUCACCAAGUACAGAGUAGUAGCCUACACCAUGCCUGAAAGCCCCCCAUUAUGGAACAACAUUGGAAUGUGCUUCUUCGGCAAGAAGAAAUACGUGGCAGCUAUUAGUUGCCUGAAGCGAGCCAAUUAUUUAGCUCCCUUUGACUGGAAGAUUCUGUACAAUUUGGGGCUAGUCCACCUGACAAUGCAGCAGUAUGCAUCUGCUUUCCACUUUCUCAGCGCUGCUGUCAACUUCCAGCCCCGGAUGGGAGAGCUCUACAUGCUGCUGGCAGUGGCUCUGACAAACCUCGAAGAUGUUGAGAAUGCUAAACGAUCCUAUGAGCAAGCUGUAGCACUGGACCAGUGUAAUCCCCUGGUCAAUCUGAACUAUGCGGUGCUGCUCUACAACCAGGGGGAUAAGAAGGGAGCACUAUGCCAAUACCACGAGGUGGAGAAGAAGGUCAAUGCCCUGAAGGAGAACAGCGCUCUCGACUUUGAUCCUGAGAUGGUGGAUGUGGCCCAGAAGGUGGGAGCUGCCCUUCAGGUGGGGGAGAGUCUGGUCUGGACUAAACCCAUCAAAGAUUCCAAAUCAAAGCAGCGAGCCGCUACAUCUAGCAAACCCUCCAGCACUCAGCAACCUCUGGGCUCUAACCAAGCCCUGGGUCAGGCCAUGUCUUCAGCAGCUGGGUAUGGAAAGACUAUGCAGCUUUCUACAGGUGCUGGAGCAUCGGCUCCCCUUGCAAAGCCCCCGUCGCUGCCUCUGGAACCUGAACCGGGCUCAGAAACAGGCCCCGAAGAGACCAUAUCCCCUACAGAGCCCCAAGAAUGGAGAAAAGAAAAGCGCAAAAGCAGGCUGACCACAGAAUAGAACAGCAGCACUGGACGGGCUGGGCAGGCGCGGGGCCUGCUGGGCUGUUGGGAGCAAAAUCUUCACUGCCACCCCUUAACUCAAGAAGGGCAAGGGCAGCUGCCCCCAGCAUGGCCUGCAGUGACUUCACCAUACUGUGAGCUUAGGCAAAAUGCAGCUGGAUGCCGAUAGUAACAUUAGCACCUGACCUCAUCCUUGUCUCAGUGAUUCUUUGCUCCAUGGCACCCAGAAGAGGUUCUGAUGAGCUGCCCACUAGUGCUGCUGUGGGACUGCAUGAGGUAAUGGAGGUGCAAUCCCCUCCUUCCUUGAGGGAGGGGCUGCUGUAGCAUUGCACACAGUGCUUAGGUGCUGAAUCACUGAGAUGGGCUGAGUCAGCAGGAUAGUUUAGCAAGGCCAACUACAGUGACUGUACAGCUUUUAAAGCAGUUGCUUGGAUCAGCUCUCUAAAUAGAGCCCAGAGAGGAUCAUGUCCCUUUAGCAAGUGAGCCUUUUAGCUGGCUCAGAGGAAACACUACUAGCCCCCUGUAGUAAGGUCAGUGGAAGAACUGGAGGAGGGGAGAAGCUAGAAAAAUUAACAGGACAAGUGAGUGGAAGCCAGAUCAGUCCAAGGAGUGAUGG
This is a messenger RNA of Trachemys scripta elegans, 2342 nucleotides long. It is a transcript of the gene BBS4, whose product is annotated as Bardet-Biedl syndrome 4. Gene Ontology annotation, cellular component: ciliary basal body. The transcript is spliced from 16 exons. Gene Ontology annotation, biological process: cilium assembly; protein localization to cilium. NCBI's taxonomy places the organism in Eukaryota, Metazoa, Chordata, Testudines, Emydidae. The coding region runs from base 108 to 1724 and encodes 538 amino acids. Gene Ontology annotation, molecular function: protein binding. The record is from RefSeq and is a predicted model, not a curated record.